UACGCUCCUUCGCCGUCCCUAACAUCGUCUUCCAGAACUACGAGCCCUUGCGCAUCCUCCAAAAUGGGAGCAAACACCUUUGCAACCUUUCUUAUCAUUGGACCGACAUGUUUCUUUCUGGGCAUGCUCUUCUCCUCCUUCCCCUACGACUACAACGUGCUAUGGACCACACCCGAUGAUCCCAUGCACUACUUCAAGGUCCUCGAAGACCACAUCAAGUUCUUGCACGCCUCGCCCCCAAUCAUCUCGCGCAUUCUGCACAUCGUCAUAGGCACCGGCGUCCUCGGUUUCCUAGCCAAGCUCUACAAAGCAUCCGAAUCCAACUUACUCUUCGACGGCGCAUCGCUCGUGCUCUACAUGGCCGGCAUCACCAUCUACAUCACAAAUAUCGUCAAGGGUUUCCGCGUUGUGACCGCCGGUGUCUACGGUAACGUCGAGGCCGUCGGUGACGUGGAGGCUGGGGAUUAUAUCAAUAGGGAGGAUACAUUGAGGGUAUUUGCGGCGAGUAACACCAUUUUGGCGCUCGUGUUGGUGGGGGUGCUUGUGUUGCAGGCGGGGCAGUGGUAUGCGCUGAACAAGGAGGAGGCGGAGAUCAAGCAAAUGGAGAAGGAGGACGAGGAGAAGAAGAACAAGGGCAAGAAAAAGCAGUGA
Messenger RNA from Periconia digitata, 651 nucleotides. The record is from the annotation of a GenBank genome assembly. Lineage: Eukaryota; Fungi; Ascomycota; Dothideomycetes; Pleosporales; Periconiaceae.